This is a messenger RNA of Styela clava, 2282 nucleotides long. RefSeq names its product somatostatin receptor type 3-like. The record is from RefSeq and is a predicted model, not a curated record. Gene Ontology annotation, biological process: G protein-coupled receptor signaling pathway. Lineage: Eukaryota; Metazoa; Chordata; Ascidiacea; Stolidobranchia; Styelidae. Gene Ontology annotation, molecular function: G protein-coupled receptor activity. Gene Ontology annotation, cellular component: plasma membrane.
AAUAGGACAAUUGUAGGCCUUAGUAAUAUUUUCAUGUUACGUUAACGGAACAUUUGUCAAAUUUUAUAUCUAUCUUCAUCACUGUCCUCGAUCAUAUUGUUGAAAAGCUUGAAAACUAUUUUCAAACAUAAAGCUUCUUAUGUGAAGAAUUGAAGAUGAAUUUCAGUGAUUCAACUACCGAUAUUGUGGAAAUUAGGAACACGACUGCACAAGUUUAUCAAAAGCCAUUUGGCGACGAAGCUGUUAUAUUGGCCGGUAUCAUCAUAUUUACGUUCGUUACUAUUGGAUUGACUUUGAACAGUUUGACCAUAGCAGUGAUACGAAGAACACCUCAACUUCAAAAUAUUUUCAUGUCCUUCAUUGUUUCCCUCUGCGUUUCUGAUUUGUUGUCUGCGACGAUCAGUCCGUUAUUUUGGUAUCGAAGAACAUUGGGGUUCGAUGUUUGGAAUCUUCCUAAUUUCUUUUGCAAGCUGUACUGGUCUGUCGAUAUUUUGACGUCAUUUUCUACCUCGAUGCACAUCUUAAACUUUGCUAUCCUGAGAUAUAUUUCAAUCAAACAUGCACCGACAUUUGGAAGAAUUAGUAUGAGAAUGGGAAACAUUUGGAUUGCAACUAUUUGGUUUAUUGCCUUCACAUGUGGAUUCAUCCCAUUCUGGAUAUUCUUUGGAGCAGAACCCGGCGUUGAACGAGAUCGAUUCAGUGAUGCCACAAAUGCGAAAUGGCCGGCAUGUACGUUGGAAUUGACUUGGGAAAAGCAUUACACGUUAUAUACGUACAUUGGAUACACGAUGUUCCUACUGGUACCGAUGGCCGGAGUUAUCAUAAUAUCAAUACUAAUAGCAAAAGCGGUGCAUUCUCACUCGGUUUCUUCAGUGGUUACGAAUGACCAUGCGAUGAAAAGAAGAUUACGAAAGGAGAAACAGGCUGUCUUGCAACUUGUACUAAUUGUUGCUUCGUUCAUGUUUGGAUACAUUCCUUACGUCACUUACGAAAUCUGGUCUCUGACAUCUUCCAAUCCCGUCGCCGAUUACUGGUUCGGACUGACGGAAUAUUUUUGUCUGAGAUUUUCGGAAUGUAUGAACCCGAUUUUUUACAACGUCAGUUCAUCAAAAAUGCGAAGACACACGAAAAGGUUUUUGAAAAAAUUAUGCAGAUGUUUCGAUGCCAUCAAACCAUCUACGAUAGUGUCUAAUAGCUUUGGUCCAUCUUCUACAUCCACUAGCGCUGAUGGAAACAAUCGAAUGGGAGUGUGAUAAACUGUGAAACUAAAGAUUCAAACUCUACUGAGAAAUUAUAUGGUAGUCCCAUAAAGUUGUAAAAAUGUUGAUAAAUCCCUAAAAUUAAUUUUGAACACUGUAUCUUAAACGUAUUUUUAUAUUAUAUAUACAAGUUCCAAAUCAUUUCCUCUUAGUUAUUCAUUUAUUUUAUCUUAUAUAUCUGGAAAGACUUUAUUGGCAAUACAAUAGUUACUGAAUCAUCUUAUUUACCCCGCCAUGGCUUGAUAGGAUACAAACACAAAUUUUAUAGGAAAACUGCUUUUCCUGUUCACUAUAUGGUUAGUACCAUUUUCAAAUGACAAAGGAAGUAUGUUCAGUAAGUUUACUUUUAGUUAUGGUCUGCAUCCAAUUUCGUAACAUAUAGUUCUUUCUUAUAAAAUUGUUGAAUUUUCAUAAUAUAAUUAUCUAUCGCGGAAAAUGAAAUAAAAUGCUUUUUUUGAGUUGUAGAAGUCUAAAAUAUUCCCUUUUCCAAAACAAAAAAACAAAAGACAACAAUUUUAUAUAUGAAAACUAGGCAGGCUCACGUGCUUGAUAUUGUUCUGAUCGAUGAAGCAAUAUUUCCCCUAAAUAUAAGGUUCAGUGUUUAAGAGAAUCUUUUUUGGGCAUCGGGUAAUGUGGUGCACCAAUCCCACUGUGAAAUAUUUGACCCACGUUCAACACUGAGCUUCGACAGUAAGUUAAGUGAAUUGUUCCAUAAGAUCGAUAAAUCAAUAAAGUGAUUUCAAAUUAUCAACAAGUUGCAAUACGCCGGUAUUAAAUAUUUAUAGUUUCAAUGCAUCUGUUACAAUGACGCUCAAUUAAAUUCUGAUACCUUAUUUAACCUCCAGGUUGGUUGUUAUACUAUUCGAAACAAACAUUACAAAAAAGUAAGAUGUUUGCAUAGAAAUGACACCACGGAAGUGCGUUUUAUAUAGAAUCAUCACCAGUCCUAAGAUUGAAUUCGACCUGCUUUCCUCUGACUCCUAUUUUGAAGACCCAGCAGGCAGAAUCUUGGCAACAGCUAAA